Messenger RNA from Rangifer tarandus platyrhynchus (Svalbard reindeer), 1758 nucleotides. Lineage: Eukaryota; Metazoa; Chordata; Mammalia; Artiodactyla; Cervidae. The record is from the annotation of a GenBank genome assembly.
AUGGGGAGCUUGAAGGAUGAGCUGCUCAAGGGCAUCUGGCAUGCUUUCACCGCGCUCGACCUGGACCACAGUGGCAAGGUCUCCAAAUCCCAACUCAAGGUCCUUUCCCAUAACCUGUGCACCGUGCUGAAGGUUCCACAUGACCCGGUUGCCCUUGAAGAGCACUUCAGGGAUGAUGAUGAGGGACCUGUCUCCAAUCAGGGCUACAUGCCUUAUUUAAACAAGUUCAUUUUGGAAAAGGUCCAAGACAACUUUGACAAGAUUGAAUUCAAUAGGAUGUGUUGGACCCUCUGUGUCAAAAAAAAUCUCACAAAGAAUCCCCUGUUCAUUACGGAAGAAGAUGCAUUUAAAAUAUGGGUUAUUUUCAACUUUCUGUCUGAGGACAAGUACCCACUAAUCAUUGUGCCAGAAGAGAUUGAAUACCUGCUUAAGAAACUUACAGAAGCUAUGGGAGUAAGUUGGCAACAAGAACAAUUUGAAAAUUAUAAAAUCAACUUUGAUGACAGUAAAGAUGGCCUUUCUGUGUGGGAACUGAUUGAGCUUGUUGGAAACGGACAGUUCAGCAAAGGCAUGGAUCGACAGACUGUGUCCAUGGCAAUUAACGAGGUCUUCAAUGAGCUCAUAUUAGAUGUGCUGAAACAGGGUUACAUGAUUAAAAAAGGCCAUAGACGGAAAAACUGGACUGAACGCUGGUUUGUAUUAAAACCCAACAUAAUUUCUUAUUAUGUGAGUGAGGAUCUGAAAGAUAAGAAAGGAGACAUUCUCUUGGAUGAGAACUGCUGUGUGGAGUCCUUGCCUGAUAAAGAUGGAAAGAAAUGCCUUUUUCUCAUAAAAUGUUUCGAUAAGACCUUUGAAAUCAGUGCUUCAGAUAAGAAGAAGAAACAAGAGUGGAUUCAGGCCAUCCAUUCUACCAUCCAUCUCCUGAAGCUGGGCAGCCCCCCACCACACAAAGAAGCCCGCCAGCGUCGGAAAGAACUGCGGAAGAAGCUGCUGGCAGAGCAGGAGGAGCUGGAGCGACAGAUGAAGGAGCUCCAGGUGGCGAACGAAAACAAACAGCAGGAGCUGGAGGCCGUGAGGAAGAAACUGGAAGAAGCAGCAUCUCGGGCAGCAGAAGAAGAAAAGAAGCGCCUUCAGACUCAAGUGGAGCUCCAGGCCAGGUUCAGCACGGAGCUAGAGCGGGAGAAGCUUAUCAGGCAGCAGAUGGAAGAACAGGUUGCCCAGAAAUCCUCUGAACUAGAGCAGUAUUUGCAGCGGGUCCGGGAGCUGGAAGACAUGUACCUAAAGCUGCAGGAGGCUCUCGAGGAUGAGAGACAGGCCCGGCAAGAUGAAGAGACUGUGCGGAAGCUACAGGCUAGGCUGCUGGAGGAAGAGUCGGCCAAGAGGGCUGAGCUGGAGAAGUGGCAUCUGGAGCAGCAGCAGGCCAUUCAGACCACGGAAGCGGAGAAGCAGGAGCUGGAGAACCAGCGCGUCAUCAAAGAGCAGGCCCUCCAGGAGGCCUUGGGGCAGCUGCAGCAGCUGGAGCUCGAGCGGAAGCAGGCGCUGGAGCAGUACGAGGGAGUUAAAAAGAAGCUAGAGAUGGCAGCGAAGACGACCAAGAGCUGGAAGGACAAAGUGGCCCAUCAUGAAGGAUUAAUUCGAUUGAUAGAACCAGGUUCAAAAAACCCUCACCUGAUCACUAACUGGGGCCCGGCAGCUUUCACCCAGGCAGAACUUGAGGAACGAGAGAAGAGCUGGAAAGAAAAGAAGACCACAGAGUGA